This is a messenger RNA of Humulus lupulus (European hop), 912 nucleotides long. RefSeq names its product wall-associated receptor kinase 5-like. The record is from RefSeq and is a predicted model, not a curated record. The transcript has 3 exons. The coding region runs from base 205 to 912 and encodes 235 amino acids. Gene Ontology annotation, cellular component: membrane. Gene Ontology annotation, molecular function: protein serine/threonine kinase activity; calcium ion binding. Lineage: Eukaryota; Viridiplantae; Streptophyta; Magnoliopsida; Rosales; Cannabaceae.
CCUGAUUAUCGUGGUUAUUAUUCCGAUUAUUACGAUUCCCAAUGGAUUGUGGUGAGAAACCCCAUUAGUUUCUUCGAUUGCGGAAAAAAGACAAGGCAAAGAUCAGCAAAUUUAACAGGAACCCCGUUUUACUAUUCGCGUGGCAAUGUAUUCAUUGCAGUAAGUUGUGGUGCCCUGGCCAAGUUCGUAACAAAGUCAGGCAACAUGCUCUUCGAGAAUGGAUGCUCAUCCAAUAGUACAACAACUACAUCAACUAGUCAUAAUAUUAUUGAUUUUAGUAAUUGCGAUGGCGUUGAAUGUUGUACUACUUCCGUCGUCUUCCCUUCGGAUGUUGUGAGCGACAGCUUCGAAAUCUCCAUGGAUAAUGAUUCUUCUGGUACUCCUGCAAAUCAUAGCCAAUGCAAAUAUGCAUUCUUGAUAGAUUAUGAUGAAAUUGAUAAACAUAAAACAUUUCGUGAUCUGGAUUAUGUUCCCGUCCGACUAAGUUGGUCCCUUAACAGUACGUAUUUCGAUGUAUUUAAAACACCUGCUAUGCCAUUGCCAACCAUAACUAGCAAUUUCCGUUGUUGGACUUCGACGGAGGACUAUGGUAAUUUAUUAGAAUCCUCUUCAGAUCGGAUAGAUCAUUGUUCGUGCAAGUAUGGACUUCGAGGGAAUCCCUAUCUGGUGGGUGGGUGUAAUCAAGAUAUUAAUGAAUGCAUUGAGUACAAAUCGGCAUGCCCUGAAGGCUCUACUUGCGUGAACACUUUCGGGGACUAUCACUGUAGUUAUAAACGCAUGGCUAUCUUUAUAGUCUCGCCGUCUAUCUGCCGCCAGAGCCGAGAUCGGACCUCCGACGAUUUCGUCUUCAACUCCCCGCCGAUCUCGCAGAAGCCUCAAGCCCAGGCAUUGUCCUUCGACUCAUCUUUAUAA